CUCGGAAAAAACAUAAUAACAAUAAAAAUAAACAAAUAAAUAAAUCUGAUCAGGCAUGUGCUAGACUUUUGACUUACUUAUUCUGUCCUCCACAGCUCUUGAUCCCGUUUAUAUUAUUUUCUACAACCUUUUUUCUCUGGGCACUGCAUUUUGGGUAAUUUAUUUGUAUCCAACCUUCAAUUCACUAAAUUAUAUGUUUACCUCUCUCUUUUGUUAUUUAACCUUGUCUACUGAGUUAUUAUUGUUGGUAGUCUCUCACUUCUUCUAUUUCCUAGUCAUAUUUUCUUUUUUUUUUUCAAUUUUUUUUUAUUUCAGCGUAUUAUGGGGGUACACGUGUUAAUAAGGUUACUUACAUUGCCCAUGCCUAGUCAUAUUUUCAAUGCUUUGCUUUAUUUCUAGAAAUGAACUGAACAAACUUUAUUUUAUCUUUUGAAUCUCCUAAAAAAAAAGAAAAAGAAAAACAGGCACUGUUAUUUUUAACCUGCAAAAAAAAAAAAAAAACUAAAACCAAAACCCAAAUAGAUCAAAUGCCUAAGGGAUGCACGCAAGGCUAUCCUAGCAUGUGAAAAUAAUACCAUCGAGGUCCCCUAAAAGAGAGACGAGGCCAGCUCCCCACUUAGGGAAGUUUUGGGAAUGAGAUGGAAAGGAAUGACAGGUGGCCUUCGGAAGCUUGCAUUUCAGGAGCUGUCUGGCCGUGGCCCUGGGGGUGCUGCUGGCUUUGACGCCUGCCGCUCGGGGCGACAUGCCCGGCUCCCGGCCGAACAUGCUUCUGCUGAUGGCGGACGACCUCGGCAUUGGAGACGUCGGCUGCUACGGCAACAGCACCAUAAGGACUCCAAACAUCGACCGCCUUGCAGAAGAGGGAGUGAUGCUGACUCAGCACAUCGCCGCGGCAUCCGUGUGCACGCCCAGCAGGGCCGCUUUCCUCACCGGCAGGUACCCUGUUCGAUCAGGUAUGGUCUCCAGCGAUGGAUACCGCGUUCUGCAGUGGGCUGCAGUAUCAGGGGGCCUUCCAACAAACGAGACGACUUUUGCAAAAAUAUUGCAAGACAAAGGCUACGCCACUGGACUAAUAGGAAAAUGGCAUCUGGGUCUCAACUGCAACUCGUCCUCCGACCACUGCCACCACCCGCUGCGGCACGGGUUCGAGCACUUCUACGGCAUGCCCUUCUCCAUGAUGGGCGACUGCGCCCGCUGGGAGCUGUCCGAGCUGUCCGAGAAGCGCGCGGGGCUGGAGCGCAGGCUCCACCUCUGCCUGCGCGCAGUGGUGGCCUUGGCCGCCCUCGCGCUGGCCGCGGGGAAGCUCGCAGGCCUGCAGCCGCCGCUCCCGUGGACGCCGGUCGUCAUCGGGUCGGCGGUGGUGGCCGUCCUCCUUCUCGCCGCCGCGCGCUCCCUGGGCACCCUGAUUGUGCACGCGGACUGCUUUCUGAUGCGGGACCACGCCGUCACCGAGCAGCCCAUGCGCCUGCAGAGGACCACGCCCCUUCUCCUGGAGGACGCCGCGGCCUUCCUCAAAAGAAAUAAGCAAAGACCUUUCCUUCUCCUUGUGUCAUUUCUACACGUGCACACUCCGCUCGUCACAACCGAGAACUUCCUUGGAAAAAGUCUCCAUGGGCUAUAUGGUGACAACGUAGAAGAGAUGGACUGGAUGGUGGGGCAGAUCCUUGGCAUGUUGGACCGGGAGGGCGUGACCAACAACACCCUCGUUUAUUUCACGUCGGACAACGGGGGCUCCUUAGAGUCCCAGCAUGGGAACCGCCAGUACGGAGGCUGGAACGGCGUAUACAGAGGUGGCAAAGGCAUGGGGGGCUGGGAAGGCGGGAUCCGCGUGCCAGGGAUCUUCCGCUGGCCCGGGGUGCUGCCGGCCGGCCGGGUUGUCACCGAGCCCACCAGUCUGAUGGACGUGUUCCCCACCGUGGUGCAGCUGGGGGGCGGCCAGGUGCCCCAGGACAGAGUGAUUGACGGCCGGGACCUGCUGCCUUUGCUGCUGGGGACAGCCCAGCACUCGGACCACGAGUUCCUGCUGCACUACUGCGAGGUGUUUCUGCACGCCGCCCGCUGGCACCAACGGGACAGAGGAAGAGUCUGGAAAGUGCACUACGUGACUCCCCAGUUCCAGCGGGCGGGAGCGGGCGCCUGCUACGGGAGAGGGGUCUGCCCGUGCUUCGGGGAGAAGGUGACCCCCCACCACCCGCCUCUGCUCUUCGAUCUCUCGAGAGACCCUUCGGAGAGCCACGUUCUCACGCCGGCCACGGAGCCCUUGUUCCACGAGGUGGUGGGGAGGGUCCAGCGGGCGGUGGAGGGGCACCAGCGGGCGCUGCGCCCGGCCCCCCUGCAGCUGGACGGGCUGCACAACAUCUGGAAGCCCUGGCUGCAGCCCUGCUGUGGGCCCUUCCCGCUCUGCUGGUGCCGCCCGCAAGGAAGCUGAUUGACAGACAGCGGCUGCUAGGAGCACAAGCUGGAGCCCCGGGCUCUGCUCUUUUUUUUUUUUUUGCUCAAGUGGAAACAAACGCUCCUCCGUGAA
Molecule: messenger RNA, 2524 nt
Organism: Microcebus murinus (gray mouse lemur)
Lineage: Eukaryota; Metazoa; Chordata; Mammalia; Primates; Cheirogaleidae
Gene: ARSL
Product: arylsulfatase L
Molecular function (GO): arylsulfatase activity
Source: RefSeq, a predicted model, not a curated record